AUGAUCGUGCAGGUCGGUCAGGCCGGGGGGCGUUUUGUCGUUGAAUCUGGUGCUGUGGUGGCGGCCGUUGAAGAAAACGUGGAAAACAAAGGAGAGAUGAGGGCGUCGAGAUCGUGGGGGUUUCGAGCAAUGGUCCGAAUUGGGGGGGGGGACGAUAGAGGGCAACGCUGUUACGAAAACGAGCGAUUGGCGAGGAAGGAGCAACAGGCAGGGAGGCGUGCGACGUAG
Molecule: messenger RNA, 228 nt
Organism: Sporothrix schenckii 1099-18
Lineage: Eukaryota; Fungi; Ascomycota; Sordariomycetes; Ophiostomatales; Ophiostomataceae
Exons: 1
Coding region: 1-228 (75 amino acids)
Source: RefSeq, a predicted model, not a curated record